Messenger RNA from Vicia villosa (hairy vetch), 537 nucleotides. RefSeq lists its product as uncharacterized. The transcript has 2 exons. Bases 1 to 537 code for a protein of 178 amino acids. The record is from RefSeq and is a predicted model, not a curated record. Lineage: Eukaryota; Viridiplantae; Streptophyta; Magnoliopsida; Fabales; Fabaceae.
AUGAAUGAACCAUGGUUACAAGGGAGUAGAGAAGGUUGCUUGACGGGUCCUCAAAAUCAAGGUGUGUAUACUUUAACCGUUAAUGAUAUUUUGUUGACUAAUGUUAAACAAUGGAAUAUGGGAGUUUUAUGUGAUUUGUUUGACUAUUCAGUGGUUCGAGAUAUUUUACAAGUUCCGUUGACAAAAGAAGUGGUUGAAGAUCGUAUGGUCUGGAAGGAUGAUGUUAACGGUAAUUAUAGUGUUCGGUCGAGAUAUAGAAUUUGGAGGAAGCAUCAGGAAAGUGGUGGUUCGGUUAAGGAAGGAGUAAACUGGAGUAACCUUUGGAAUAUAAAAGCUCCGACUCGAGUGAAACAUCUUCUUUGGAGGAUUUGUAGCGAUUGUCUCCCAUCUAAGUCGGCAAGUCUUACUGAUAUCAUCUCUCCUCGUCUCCAUAAUUUCCAAGAUCUCAGGUCCCUUAUCUUUGAUAUUUGUAUGAAGGAGAAUAGGAGUAUCGCGGGAAGAGUGGCGGUUAUGUUGGAAAGAGUUAUGGAAGAAUAG